Heterocephalus glaber (naked mole-rat) is the source of this 3394-nucleotide messenger RNA. Lineage: Eukaryota; Metazoa; Chordata; Mammalia; Rodentia; Bathyergidae. The record is from RefSeq and is a predicted model, not a curated record.
AUGGCUUCGGGAACUGCGAAGCAGGGAGCUGCCCUUCACCAUCAUGGCGUCGGGGGAUGUCCGAGUUCGGAAACUGCGAAGCGGGGAGCUGCCACAGUAUGGCGCCAACUGAAGGCGUCCUGGACUCUGGGGGGCGGAGGCUGCCUUCACAAUCGGGGGCGGGCGAAGGCGGGGAGGGGCGGGGAGAGGGAGGAGAAAAGGGGCUGGCGGCCCAGCACCGGCGGUCAUGUGACUGGGAAGAUGGCGGUCUUCCCCUGGCACUCCAGGCACAGGAACUACAAGGCUGAGCUUUUGUCGUGCCGGCUGGAGGCCGCGCCGCUGGAGUUUGGGGACUACCACCCCCUGAAGCCCAUCACGGUCACAGAAUCAAAGACAAAGAAAGUAAGCCGGAAAGGAAGCACCUCUUCCACGUCGUCGUCCUCUUCCAGCUCUGUGGCAGACCCGCUGAGCAGUGUCCUCGAUGGAACUGACCCGCUUUCCAUGUUUGCAGCCACUGCUGACCCCGCAGCUAUGGCAGUAGCCACGGAGAGUUCCAGAAAGAAACGCGACAGAGAUGACAACCCCAUCGUAGGAUCGGAUUUUGAGCCUUGGGCCAACAAGCGGGGAGAGAUCCUUGCCCGGUACACAACUACGGAAAAGCUGUCCAUUAAUCUUUUCAUGGGAUCUGAAAAAGGCAGAGCUGGGACUGCCCCUUCCGCGAUGUCAGAGAAGGUCCGGACGCGGUUGGAGGAGUUGGACGACUUUGAGGAGGGAUCCCAAAAGGAGCUGUUGAACUUGACUCAGCAGGAUUAUGUGAACCGAAUAGAGGAGCUCAACCAGUCGCUCAAGGACGCCUGGGCCUCGGACCAGAAAGUGAAGGCUCUGAAAAUUGUCAUCCAGUGCUCAAAGCUUCUUUCGGACACAAGUGUUAUUCAGUUCUACCCAAGCAAGUUUGUCCUCAUCACCGACAUACUCGAUACAUUUGGAAAGCUGGUCUAUGAGCGCAUCUUUUCCAUGUGUGUGGAUAACCGCAGCACCUUACCAGAUCACUUUUCUCCAGAGAACGUAAAUGACACGGCCAAGGAAACAUGCCUGAAUUGGUUUUUCAAGAUUGCUUCCAUCAGGGAACUCAUUCCAAGAUUCUAUGUGGAAGCAUCCAUCCUGAAGUGUAAUAAAUUCCUCUCUGAAACGGGGAUUUUGGAAUGCCUGCCCCGGUUGACCUGCAUGAUCAGAGGCAUCGGGGACCCACUGGUGUCGGUGUAUGCCCGGGCGUACUUGUGUCGGGUGGGAAUGGAAGUGGCUCCACACCUCAAAGAAAGCCUGAAUAGGAACUUCUUUGACUUCCUUCUUACAUUUAAACAGAUCCACGGGGACACGGUGCAGAAUCAGCUGGUGGUCCAGGGAGUGGAGCUCCCGUCCUAUCUACCCCUGUAUUCACCUGCCAUGGACUGGAUCUUCCAGUGCAUCUCCUACCACGCCCCUGAGGUUUUGCUGACUGAGAUGAUGGAAAGAUGUAAGAAACUAGGAAACAACGCCUUGCUGUUGAAUUCUGUGAUGUCAGCCUUCCGGGCUGAGUUUGUCGCCACCAGGUCCAUGGACUUCAUUAGCAUGAUUAAAGAAUGUGACGAGUCUGGUUUCCCUAAGCAUCUCCUUUUUCGCUCACUGGGCUUAAACUUGGCUUUGGCUGAUCCGCCUGAGAGUGAUCGACUCCAGAUUCUCAAUGAAGCUUGGAAAGUCAUUACUAAACUGAAGAAUCCACAGGACUACAUUAAUUGUGCUGAAGUGUGGGUAGAGUAUACCUGCAAGCAUUUCACGAAACGAGAGGUGAAUACUGUUUUGGGCGAUGUCAUCAAGCACAUGACUCCAGAUCGAGCAUUCGAGGAUUCCUACCCUCAGCUUCAGUCAAUAAUUAAGAAAGUUAUUGCCCACUUCCAUGAUUUCUCAGUUCUUUUCUCAGUGGAAAAAUUUCUGCCAUUUCUGGAUAUGUUCCAAAAAGAGAGUGUGCGGGUGGAAGUUUGCAAAUACAUCAUGGAAGCCUUUAUCAAGCAUCAACAAGAGCCCACCAAGGACCCUGUCAUUCUGAACGCCCUUUUGCACAUUUGCAAGACCAUGCAUGACUCCGUGAAUGCACUCACUCUCGACGAUGAGAAAAGAACACUGGCUCAUCUGAUUAAUGGAUUUAUUAAAAUGGCCCAUGUCAUCGCGCUGAGAUGGCAGUUACAAUCUUCAGCUAUACACCAGGUUUCCUUUGGCCGUGAUUUUGAACAACAGCUCAGUUUUUAUGUCGAGUCCAGGUCGAUGUUUUGCAAUCUGGAGCCUGUUCUUGUACAGUUGAUUCAUAGUGUGAACCGACUGGCAAUGGAAACAAGGAAAGUAAUGAAAGGAAAUCAUUCCAGAAAGACGGCUGCAUUUGUCCGGGCCUGUGUUGCCUACUGCUUCAUCACCAUCCCCUCCCUGGUGGGAAUCUUCACACGCCUCAACCUCUACCUGCAUUCUGGUCAGGUUGCCUUGGCCAACCAGUGCCUCUCCCAAGCUGAUGCAUUUUUUAAAGCUGCUAUAAGCCUCAUUCCAGAAGUUCCAAAGAUGAUAAAUAUUGAUGGAAAGAUGCGGCCGUCGGAAUCAUUCCUACUGGAAUUUCUCUGCAAUUUCUUCUCUACCUUAUUGAUAGUUCCGGAUCAUCCUGAACACGGGGUCCUGUUUCUUGUUCGGGAGCUUCUCAAUGUGAUUCAGGACUACACCUGGGAGGACAACAGCGAUGACAAAAUCCGGAUCUACACCUGUGUCCUGCACCUGCUGUCCGCCAUGAGCCAGGAGACCUAUCUGUACCACAUAGACAAAGUUGACUCCAAUGACAGCCUCUACGGUGGCGACUCUAAGUUCCUGGCUGAAAACAACAAGCUGUGCGAGACAGUGAUGGCUCAGAUCCUGGAGCACCUGAAAACCCUGGCCAAGGACGAGGCCCUGAAGCGCCAGAGCUCGCUGGGUCUCUCCUUCUUCAACAGCAUCCUGGCCCACGGAGACCUGCGAAACAACAGGCUUAACCAGCUCUCUGUCAACUUGUGGCACCUGGCACAGAGGCAUGGCUGCGGGGACACCAGGACCAUGGUGAAAACUCUGGAAUAUAUCAAGAAGCGAAGCAAACAACCAGACAUGAAUCACCUGACUGAGCUGGCCCUCAGACUCCCUCUGCAGACAAGGACCUGACCCUGCUCCUCCAGAAGUCGGUCCCCAAGGACUCUGGCACUGGGUCUAAAAAGACCUUACUUUGCUACCCUCCAUUUUUACUGGAAAUGAAGUUUUUUGUUUUUACUUUAUUUUUACAUAUACAGAUUGGUUUAGGCUCUAGCCUCUCCCCAGGUAUUCUGACAGUGAGAAGUGGGGAUCAGCAUUAAAAUCAAAUCUUGUUCUCCAAGAA